AUGGAAAAAGCCCCCGCCCCCAAAACCGUCACCUUCGGCCCGCCCUUCAUCCCCAAACACGCCCUCUUCCACAGCCUCCACAAGCCGACCACGAGCAACCACACCAACCCGCUCUGCCUCGCCUCCACCUCGGCCAAGCUCCCGGACCGACUCCCAGGCCACCCGCAGACGCGCCUCACGCAGCACGACCUCGCCGCCUUCCUCCGGCGCGACCUCACGACCCCGAAGCUCGACCGCUUCUACCACUACCUCUGGCUGGUGGCGGCGGCGGCGACGCGCGAGCGGCCCAUCAACACGCUGACGCACCAGCAGGUGCGCGGGCGCGACGUGACCGUGUCGCAGAACCCGGAGCUGCACUGCGUGUGGCACGACAAGCGCAUCUUCGUCAAGCCCAUGCCCGCCUACCUGCUGUCGUACGACUUCUGGGACGCCGUCUUCACCGAGGAGUGGUGCGCCACCGACGAGGGCCGGCUCGUCGUCACGAGCGCGCUGGGCUUCAUGCGCAGCUACGGCUACCUCGUGCAGCACCCGUCCGACUUCGCCAUCGCGGUGGACAAGGGGCUGAUCCCGGAGAACGUCGGGAAGGGGCUGGCGGAGGUGCGGGAGGAGGAGCGGGAGAAGGAGGAGGGCGAGGACAAGGCCGGGAAGAAGGCGGGGGAGAAGAAGGAGCCGGCCAAGAUUUCGUUUGAGGACUUCGUCGCCUUCAUCGAUUGGUUUGGCAGCGCCAAGAUCGGCGAUGACCAGGUCUCGCUGCGCUAUCACUACGGGGACUUGAGGCUCAGCAGGCUGAAUUUCUGGGCCAAGUUCGUCUUGAAGGACUUCACCUUUGAGAAGGCGUACGGGAAUUACGACGCCUACUUCUCCCGCUUCUACGGCCCGUUGCUCUUCACCUUUGGUGUCAUCAACCUCAUCAUGGGAUCAAUCAACUUGGCUAUCAACACGGAGAAGGGUGGGUGGAAGAAGCCGGAUUGGAAGCACCUGUAUGACGUUGGCAAUGUGUUUGCCAUCAUUGUGCUCGUCUUCAUUUGUUGUGUUGGCCUGACCUUGGUCAGUUUGUUUUCUUUCAUGGCGCUCAAGGAGAUCAUGUACGCCGUCAAGGAGCACCGCAGAAAGUUGGAGAGAGCGCUCGGGAUCUUUGAUGAAGAGAAAGGCAAGACGUCUUGA
Messenger RNA from Diplodia corticola, 1164 nucleotides. RefSeq lists its product as uncharacterized. Bases 1 to 1164 code for a protein of 387 amino acids. Lineage: Eukaryota; Fungi; Ascomycota; Dothideomycetes; Botryosphaeriales; Botryosphaeriaceae. The record is from RefSeq and is a predicted model, not a curated record. The transcript has a single exon.